This is a messenger RNA of Angiostrongylus costaricensis, 483 nucleotides long. The record is from the annotation of a GenBank genome assembly. NCBI's taxonomy places the organism in Eukaryota, Metazoa, Nematoda, Chromadorea, Rhabditida, Metastrongylidae.
AUGCUACCAGUCUUCGCCCCAAGCACUUUUGAUGCGCAGCCGUUCCAGUACAAUCCUUACGGAUAUUCGGUACCGUUCUCUACCACGUACGCAAGCUCAGGGACUGAAAAUCCUGAAACCUGCUCAGCGAUCGGCAGAUACUAUCAGGAUGCCGUCUAUGUGAAGCCGUCGACUCCAUCUUGUAGCAAGUCCGAGUCUGACAUAUCAUCUGAUGAAGCAUACAGAAGAAAACGUGAGAAACGCGACCGAAACAACGAGGCUGCGCGAACAUCCCGGCUGAGGAGAAAAGCACGCGAGACUCAGGCCGUCAAGGAAGCUGAACUGCUGCAGAAGGAGAACCAGUCACUCAAAGAUGAAGUGGAUGAGCUGAAAAAGGUACUGUACAGCCUUCAAGACGAGUUGAGCGGGCGAAUGAUUUCGGAAGUGGAGAACGUCGUUCCAUUCCAAAACAUCAGCUGCUCAUUCCACUCACAUAAUUUGUAG